Messenger RNA from Leopardus geoffroyi (Geoffroy's cat), 3329 nucleotides. It is a transcript of the gene EFNB3, whose product is annotated as ephrin B3. Gene Ontology annotation, molecular function: ephrin receptor binding. Bases 556 to 1578 code for a protein of 340 amino acids. Gene Ontology annotation, biological process: ephrin receptor signaling pathway; axon guidance. Gene Ontology annotation, cellular component: plasma membrane. The record is from RefSeq and is a predicted model, not a curated record. Lineage: Eukaryota; Metazoa; Chordata; Mammalia; Carnivora; Felidae. The transcript is spliced from 5 exons.
GGGCGGGCGGGAGGUGCGCGAGGUGAGGGCGGCGUGGGGGGCGUGGGCUGCGGGCUCCGCCGCCCGCUCCGCCGCGCGCUCCAGCUCCGGCUUUUCCCUCCGCCAGCCUCUCCCCCUCCCCGCCACUCCUUUAACUCCCCCCUCCUGGGCUCGGGACUGGUUUCCUCCCUUAGCCCGCUGCCCUCAAUCCCGGCGAGGCUGGGGCUCCGGCUCGCGCCCCUCCCGCGCUCCCUCGUGCGGCGCCCCAUGCCGCCCCCGCCCGGCCCCCGGCCGCCCCAGUCCCCCACUUAGGCCGGCGCUGCGAUCCCGGGGCGCUGGAGCGUGGGCCGGGGGCGUAGGGCGCCUGCAGGCGGCCCCGGGAAGGGCUCUAGCGGGCUGAGCGCUCCGCGGCAGGGGCGCGGGCAGAGCAGGAAGCGGGUCCGCGUGGGAGCAGGGGGGCGGCCGCCACCGGGGUGGUCGGGGCCGGGUCGCCGGGGCAGCCGAGGCAGGCACCGCAGGGGGGUGAGCGACUUUGGGGGAGUUGGUGCCCCGCCCCCCCCAGGCCUUGGCGGGGUCAUGGGGGCCCCGCGUUCUGGGCCGGGGGGCGUGCGAGUCGGGGCCCUGCUGCUGCUCGGCGUUUUGGGGCUGGUGUCUGGGCUCAGCCUGGAGCCUGUCUACUGGAAUUCGGCGAAUAAGAGAUUCCAGGCAGAGGGGGGUUACGUGCUCUACCCUCAGAUCGGGGACCGGCUUGACCUUCUCUGCCCCCGGGCCCGGCCUCCUGGCCCCCACUCCUCUCCUAAUUACGAGUUCUACAAGUUGUACCUGGUAGGGGGUGCCCAGGGCCGGCGCUGCGAGGCCCCCCCUGCCCCAAACCUGCUUCUCACUUGUGACCGGCCGGACCUGGAUCUCCGCUUCACCAUCAAGUUCCAGGAGUACAGCCCUAACCUCUGGGGCCACGAGUUCCGCUCACACCACGAUUACUACAUCAUUGCCACGUCGGAUGGGACCCGGGAAGGCCUGGAGAGUUUGCAGGGAGGUGUAUGCCUCACUCGGGGCAUGAAGGUGCUUCUCCGAGUAGGACAGAGCCCCCGAGGAGGGGCUGCCCCCAGAAAGCCUGUGUCUGAGAUGCCCGUGGAGAGAGACCGGGGGGCAGCUCACAGCCUGGAGCCCGGGAAGGAGAACAUGCCAGGUGACCCCACCAGCAAUGCAACCUCCCGGGGUGCUGAAGGCCCCCUGCCCCCUCCCAGCAUGCCCGCGGUGGCCGGGGCCGCGGGGGGGCUGGCGCUGCUGUUGCUGGGCGUGGCAGGGGCUGGGGGCGCCAUGUGUUGGCGGAGACGGCGGGCCAAGCCUUCGGAGAGUCGCCACCCUGGUCCCGGCUCCUUCGGGAGGGGAGGGUCUCUGGGCCUGGGGGGUGGCGCUGUGAUGGGACCUCGGGAGGCCGAGCCUGGGGAGCUAGGGAUAGCUCUACGGGGUGGAGGGGCUGCAGACCCCCCGUUCUGUCCCCACUAUGAGAAGGUGAGUGGUGACUACGGGCACCCUGUGUACAUCGUGCAGGAUGGGCCCCCCCAGAGCCCUCCAAACAUCUACUACAAGGUAUGAGGGCUUCUCCUCCCCGGCUCUCCUGGAUCCAGCCCUUCUCGGGUGCUCCUCCGGUUUAAGUCACGGUUGGAGGGCCACCUCUGGCAUCUCCUCGACCCCUCUGCGCCCCCACCCCCAGCUCCUGUGCUCCUGGCUGUUGUCGCCCUCUUCUCCACUGUUAGGAUUCCUUAAGACUCCUGCCCUCGGUUGGCCACGUGAGCCCCCUCUCCGUCUCUGUGCUCCUGGGUCCGCUCUCCUUGGGGAGGGGGCAGGGACUCAGCCUCCUCUCCUGACCGCGCGACCCGGUGAUCCCUGCGCCCCCCACACGCCGAGAGCCAGGGGCGGGAACAGUCUGUCUUGUGGGCACCCCUUCCUUUCUGCCUCUCACUGUUUUUCUCUUCUUGUCUCUUCUCUCUCUUAUUCUCUCUCUGUCUCUCUCUCUUCUGCCUCUAGGUCUGUUCCUCUUCCUUAGCACCCCCCUCCCUACGCCUCCUCUCACCCUCUUGGCUUCUUUCCUCCGCCUCUCCCAUCUCCCGGGUGGGGGUAUGUAAGCAUUUGUGCCCUCGGCCCCCUCUUCUGACCUCUCUCACCGACCCUCCCCUCAGUCUGCCAAAAACGGGGGCCUUAAUGGGGAAGGCUCUGGCCCUCCACCCCAGCUCUCCGGGCGUGGGCAGCGGGGCCUCCUUCUCUGCCCUGCCCCGGGGCCCCCACGUCCGUCCUCCGGCCAUGUUGGGGUGGUUGGGUCAUGACAGCCGCCAUGAGAAGGAGUGUCCUGUUUUGUCAGUGGCCCAUAGCAAGAUGCGAGCCGGUCCGGGCACGGCGCGGAUUUGGUCUGACGCCGAGUGGGCCACUGGGGACAGGAAGUGACUUGCUCCAGACGGGCAGCGGCAGAAACUGGAAGUGCCUUCGUCUGAAAUAGGAAGUGGUCCGGCUGGAACUCCAAGUGGCUUAGUCCGGGGGGUGCUUGUUGGGAGGGGGUGGGGGGCAAGGGGGAGGCGGCUGGUUCUCACUCUGUGGGGGGGGGGCGGGGCGGGCAGGAAGAACUUCCUGUUUGAGGAGGAAGCUGGAACUCACGGACUGUGAGAAGGUAGGGUGGACUGAGAAGGAUCUUGCUUCCCCGGAUCUCCCUUCCCUGUCCUCUGCGCUGCUUUUGGGACAGCGAGAGCAAGUGCCAUCAGCUGUGGUGGGCCCAACUUGUCAUGUUCUUCUUCCCUUUCCCUAGCCCGGUAUAAUCUCUGUCCAUCAACGGGACUGUCCCAAGAACCCACGUGUUGUCCCCAGUAACCCGGAGGGCGGUCUUGUUCAGCACACCCUCCUACGUUCUAGCCCUUUCCGACUCCACGCGGCUCCCUUCUUAGUGACCAAAAUGGUGGCCUACUGACUGGUCUAGCUGACCGUGGUACCUAGCAACCGUUUCCAUAGUGACCAGCUUGUACCUCUUCCUGCCCUCGAGUGCACCAUGGGCCUCGGUUUCCCCCCCCCCCAGCUCAGUCACAUUAGACCAGAGCUGCCCUUGGGCACCAAGUCGGCCACCUUCAUCACCAGCCAAGAUGGUUACUUUGUCCACCAGAGGUCAUGUCACCUCUCUGGUGUGGCAGUUCCCAGCUCCUUCCUGAUUUUUCUGAUCCGCUCCUUCCAGAGAACAGGAAGUUGAUAUUGCCAUGGGGGAGGUGGCGGGGUAUGGCCGUCACCUCGAUAGUUUUACUGUAAAAGGGAAAUUUGAACAACAAAAACCAAAAAAAAAGAAUAAAAAAGAAUAAAAAACUUCAAAA